ACAUGUGGGUCACGCGAAACCGCAUUACACACAUUUCAUCCUUCCACCAAUGAGCAGAUGGGAAAAACAAUAUUAGCAUUGCAGCAGAGCGACGAAUUCCCCGGAGCACGGAUGAAAAACACCGCUUGACAGUUAUUACAUGUGAUUUAAACGAAGUUUAAUUUCAGUCGUCGUUUCGCUGAAUGACUUGUAGAAGUUGCGGUUGAGACUUGCGGGAGGCCCUAACUUUUUGUGGGAUUAGUUUGCAUGCAGCCCGACAGCGGAGGCCGACUGCGGUGGGAUGGGCUGUGAGGUGUUCAAGAUGGCGGCGCCCUGUGGAGUGCAGCUACUCUAACAGAGGUGCCUGGAGACUGUAUUGGUGGGUGGCCCCAGGAGUCCUCCAGGCAGGCAGGGACGGACACCGUAAGAGAGACGCUACCUCCAUCCCCAGCACUGCCGCCACCAUGGCCAGGGAGCAGCCCAACGUGGGGGACCUCCUCCCACUCCUGGAGACCUCCGACCUCCACCAGCUAGAAGAGAUCAGAGGCCUCAUCAACGAGCAGCUCAGCACUGAGCGAGGGUCCAUGCUGCUGAACGGGCUGGUGGAUUACUUUCUGGAAACGAACUCAGCCCAGGCCAUGCAUAUCCUGUCCUCAGUCAGAGAGCCACACGAUAAGCACCUUCUGGACAAGAUGAACGAGUGUAUGACCAAACAGGCCUGUCGGCUGCCCACCCUCACCCUGCUCGGCCACGUAAUCCGCAAGCAGCCGUCUUGGAUCCACAAGAUCGCUCGGUACCCUCUGCUGCUCUCGCUGCUCAAAUGCCUAAAGACGGAUACAGACGUAGUGGUGCUGAUAACUGGAGUACUGGUGCUGAUCACUCUGCUACCCAUGAUCCCUCAAGCUGGGAAACAACACCUGUGGGAGUAUUUUGACAUCUUCGGCCGCCUGGCAUCUUGGAACCUUAAAAAUCCCGGACACGUUUCAGAGGUUUACCUAAUCCAUCUGCACGCCAGCGUCUACUCACUCUUCCACCGACUCUACGGCAUGUACCCGUGCAACUUUGUGUCCUACCUGCGCUCCCAUUACAGCAUGAAGGAGAACAUGGAAACCUUCGAGGAAGUGGUGAAGCCGAUGCUUGAACACGUUCGUAUUCAUCCAGAACUGGUGACGGGAACCAAGGACCACGAGCUUGACCCCACCAGGUGGAAAAAGUAUGAAAUCCAUGAUAUCGUCAUCGAAUGUGCCAAAGUGUCCCUAGACCCCAAGGAGGCCUCCUGUGAGGAGGGCUACGCCACCAUGCCUGAGAACUUUUACCCCCAAAUUCACCUGCGACCACAAGACUGCACUUCCAGCCCCUACACAGACCUCCACAGCAGCUACGGAAGCUCUUCUUCGACCCCAUUCUCCACUCCACGGCAGCCGCUACCCCCGCCCCUGUCCUUGCCCCCCUUCUCAGGGACACAGUCCUCCUACCGCAGCCCACAGACCUCCAGACGGCAGAACUCCACCUGUGAACUCAACUCUUCCUGUGGGGGGAAGGACCCUCUGUGGAGCCCCUCCUCGUUGUGUGGCAUGGCCACACCCCCCUCCUCCAGGGGCAUGUCGCCCAACUUGGAGCUCUCCCACAGUGCCUCACACCUUCCCAGCCGCUUCCACUGCACAUCAGGAGGGAAAGGAACGCCUGCCUCCAGCACUCCAGCCACCUCUUCCCCACCUCCCACCCUGUCAGAUGACUUCCCCAUAAUCUCCUUACCAGCCAACACAGUCCAGUCCAGUCCACCGAGAAAGGAUCGUCGACAAGGAGAAAGCAGCAAGCCGGCACUGGUGAGACAGGAACCAGUGAAAGAUGCAGAGAAGAAUGCAGAAGUAGCCACAAAUAGAGACGCAGGAGCUGCUGAGAACGUCUCCAUGACUUUGACAGAGCUGUCGGUCUUCAUGAAGAAACAGGAGCUGGAGCUUCAGCUGAGAAUAGAGAAAGAGAGGGAAGAGGCUGCCAUCACAGAGGAGCUGAGGAAGAUCACGGAGGAUAAGCAGGAGCUGCCGGGCCUGAGGGGCUUCGACUCCCCUUUCUAUCACACCACCGAGACUCUGACUGGCUGUCAGGCGCAAGACAAGACUCUCUCCAAUGCCCAGCCCGGAGGCUCCGUCCGGGACACCCACCAAGUUGUAUCGACACCAGACAAAGCGGAGAACACCGCGAGCACCAGUGGUGUCGGGAGCGAAAGAGGUGGCGUAGGAGGAGCAGGAGGGGACAGCAGGAGCUCAGCCAUCGGCCUUGAGCAGUCCUGGUCCUUCCAGUCCGGUUUCACCCCCAUCGAUCACCACCUGCACCGCAGCCCUUCCGCCCCGGACGACGAGGUGAGCAAGUUCGGGAUGUUCUCCCCAAGCCCGUGCAGCAAGACCCCGGCCAGGGUGCCCUACGAGUCGUUCUUCGAUUUGGCACUGCCAAGGGCGGCCUCGCUGUUCGUGGGCCAGAAGACGUCGGAGGCGGUGCACAAAGCGGCGAUAGAGAGGCUGGCGCAGUGGGAGGAGGGGUUGGAGGACGGGGAGGAGGAAGGGGUAGUGUCUGCUUCACCACUGGAGGUGCUGGAUCGCCUUGUUCAGCAGGGGAGCGACACCCAUGAUAAAGUGCUCAAGAGAUUACCUUUGCCAAGUAAGUCAGCUGACUGGACGCACUUUGGAGGCUCAGCGCCGCUGGACGAGCUUCACACGCUGCGCAGCCAGCUGCUCCUGCUGCACAACCAGCUGCUGUACGAGCGCUACAAGAGGGAGCAGCACGCCGUCCGCAACCGACGCCUCCUCCGACGCAUCAUCAACGCCACGGCGCUGGAGGAGCAGAACAACGCCAUGAAGGACCAGCUGAACCUGCAGAGCGUGGACAUCUUGUCUCUGAGGGAGAGUCUGCAGGUGGAGCAGCAGCGGUACAGGCAGCUGUGGGACGACCGGGAGACGGUGGUGACCAGGCUGCACAGUCAGAUCCGACAGCUGCAGCAAGGACGAGACGACUACUACACCAAGAACCAGGAGCACCAGAGUAAGCUGCAGGAGUGUCAGAAAAGGAUGGAUGAACUGGAGGCGGAGCUUCAGAGGGCCAACAACAAAGUCUGCCACACUGGUCACCUCCUCAACCAGAUGACCAUCAAGCUGAGCAACAGUGAGAGCACCCAGCAGCAGAUGAGCUUCCUGAACAAGCAGCUGCUGCUCCUUGGGGAGGCACAUAAGCUGUCCAUGCAGGAGUUACACCACACAGGCGCCGAUAAUACAAAGGAGGCCCAGAUGCUGCAGCUGUCUCAUGAGAAAGAGGUGGAGACACUGAGGCAGAACCUGCUGGCUCAGGGUCAGAAACUGGAGGCGGCGCAGCAGAGAGUCACCGAGCUGGAGACACACCUCUCCAAGAAGGAACACCUCAUUGUCGAGCAGAAGAAGUUCCUCGAGGAUGUAAAAUGUCAAGCAAAGGCCGAGCUGGAGGCCUCAGACAACAGGCAUCAGGCUCAGAAGGAAAUCACUCAGCUGCUGCAGACUGAACUCCUGCAGCUCUACAGCAGAGUGGAGAUGGAGGCUCCUGCCAGUACCGCCACCGCUUCACCACCGGGGGGCAGAGCUGACCCACACAUGCAUGCUGACACCAGUGUCAUGGUGCCAGAUGGACCAAGUAUAACACACACCAAGGAGGAGGCGGACAAUAGACCACCACACGAUUCCCCUCGGGGCAACGGCAGCACUUUAUCGCCAGGGCAACCAAAGGCGAGCAACUCUUCCAAAACAACAGCCAACUCCAUCAACGGCAGCCAGGACCUGGCCCCACCCCUGUUGGUGGAGCCCUCUCUGUCCUGUCCCCACGUCAACCCGCUCGCACCCCAGCCCCCCUCCGACGCCCCGCUCACCGUGGGCUCCUACCCCAGCGCCAAGAGCUUCCUUGGCAUGAGGGCGCGCGAGCUGUUCCGCAACAAGAGCGAGAGCCAGUGUGACGAGGAGCAACCGCCGCCGCGUCUCGCUGGCCUCGCCCACGACCUGAAGACUGAGCUGUGCGUGGAACCGCCAUGCCCAGGUUAUAUCGCUCCCGUCAUCCCUGCACCUUGCCUCGUACCGACACCGCCCCCUGUCCCAGCUCCCACUCUUGUCCCCGCCGCCCCUCUCACUGUGCCCACCAAGGAGCCCAAGCAGCAGCGGGCCUCCAGCCAGGAAAGUCCCCGCAGGAAGGCAGUGGCGGGACCAGGUGGGGUGCGGGGUCACGUGGGAUCAGGUCGCCCCCGGCAGCAGCAGCUAAAGAUCAUGGACUAUAAUGAAACACAUCACGAGCACAGUUAGAGACACAGAACUCAGCCGGGACGCAGGGCGUGGAGGCGGAGAGACUGAAGUUUAACGAUGAAGAAGAGCUACAAAUCAGCGAAAGAGUAACAUGUCAGCAACUCUUUGGAAUUCAGUGUUAUAUGUUCCAUUCCUUUGAGUGGACAACAGGAUUUGCCCCAGUGUUUUUCUACUUUUUUGUUUCUACUGUUUCAUUCCCCAGAAGAAUUCUGACAAGGUUACAGAGAUACAAAGUCAGUAUGUUGUUACAAAUGUAAACACUAAAAGACUGAAUUUGGUUAUGAGACAAAGAUGCUCAAAGCCGACAGGAUGUGAUUGAGUUUAUCAAUAACUUACAUUUGAGUCUGAUGUUGAAAGGGUCUGUUCACCCAAAUUACAAAAAUGUACCUUUUUGUAACAGCCCUGCAGAUAGUUUAACUGUAAAUUGUCUCUGUCUCCACAGACCAACACAAUGGAAGUGAAUAGAAUUCUGCUUGUGUUGCUCACAGCAUUGAAAGACGAGCAGCAACUCGUCUUCUGAAACAGUGUCACAGUUACUUGGGAUGAACACUUUUCACUGCAACUAUUUUCUCUUGACUAUUUCCUUUUGGAAAAAAAGCUCACAGCCAGGUCUGUGGAUUAUCGUGAGUAACGUGUGCACUAUUUUUUGGAACGACAAGUUGCUGUUAAAACAUUUUAGACGUCACUUUUAAAUGCUGUGAGCAUUGAGAAAGUUCCUCCACUGUGUUGGCUGUGGAAGCGGGAAUCUCUGAGACAGAUAUCUCAAAACUUGGACAAAUAAAACCUUUCUGCUCUAGUCAACAACACAAGAGCUGAGUGAGAAAAUGUCAGAGUGUAAUUUAGGUUUACUGACCCUUUAAUAGUGACUGCUUCUAAUGAAAUCAGAUAAUAAAAAAAAACACCAGAAGAGGAAGAGAUGUUACAUUUGUCACGAUUAUCUGUUAGGCGUGCUUUGGCGUUGACAGUGGACCGAAAUAUGUUUUUGAUAUUCGAGUACUUUAUUGAGUGAGUGUUACAUCAGAGCGGUGGAGGUGAUCAGUAUGUAGAGAUGUUUGGUUUGUUCUGGGGAAACCUUGAAGUGUGACUGCUGGACUGAAAUGGAAAACUUAACAUUUCUAUUCAAAACUCCUUUGAGUUUUCUGUCCAAAAUAAGAAGGGGAAUGUGUUUUUGUUUGCGAAUGUGCGAGCGUGUUGGUGAAGCAUGUGAGGAGUCAUCCAGCAAAGAUUCAAAUAGGAAAGUGUAUGAAAUUUAGAAAAUGGUGAAAUUGAAUGCCUUUUUUAUAAAUUCUACAUUCCAUCAUACUUUUUAUUUUUUUAUUUAUUCAGUUGUGAAGGGUGCUCCCAAAUACAUAUCCUUAAUUAGAAUCAGACCUGGCAAGCCAAACAAGCCCAAGCUAUAAAAAUCAUGUUUUUCCCGUUCGAGACGACCAGCUGAUCAUUUUGAAGUGCCAUGUAAACAUUUGUGCUCCGGCUGAAUUCAAACAUCUUUAAACAGAAGUGUUGUUUCUCAUGUUGGGCGUACAUUCAGCCGUUACAGCGUGGGAAAUAAAAACCAAAAACACCUCCCUCGUCCAAUCAUGUUCCCCUUCUGCAGGUCUGAUAAACACGGAGUUACCUUGUUUCUUCUAAGCGUUAGAAGUAAACUCCAGUUUUGAAAGUCGUCUAAAUCCUGUUGUCCACUGGGAACUCCUGCUGUCACUUCCUUUUGCCUCGCUAUCUAAAGCAUGUUCAACAAUCCACUUUAAAUGCCAACCGUAGUAAACUACAGCAAAUCAAGACAGAAGGUAUAAUCAGCACAAACUGAAGAAACCAGGACUCUAAACGGAGCUGGAGAAUCUGGGACAAAAUGGCAAAAAAGGAAGUUCUUAAAGCAGUGGCUUGUGUUUAACUGUGAACAAUAAAGAUCGUCUUCAAUGUUUUGCACUACAA
Messenger RNA from Larimichthys crocea (large yellow croaker), 6218 nucleotides. It is a transcript of the gene tsc1b, whose product is annotated as TSC complex subunit 1b. Gene Ontology annotation, biological process: regulation of cell cycle; negative regulation of cell population proliferation; negative regulation of TOR signaling. NCBI's taxonomy places the organism in Eukaryota, Metazoa, Chordata, Actinopteri, Sciaenidae. The transcript is spliced from 22 exons. The record is from RefSeq and is a predicted model, not a curated record. Gene Ontology annotation, cellular component: TSC1-TSC2 complex. The coding region runs from base 444 to 4289 and encodes 1281 amino acids.